AACACUUCCGUGUCAGCUUUCGUCUCUUCCUGUGUGUAAGUUCAGUUCUCCGCGAGACCGCUACUGUUGUGGGUAACUGAAAUCAACAUGUUAUUAAACAGUAACCAGCUUAAAUUUUGUUCGCUGGCAUUCACCGCGGCGCGUAUGUACACCAACGGAGCUCAAACCAACAACAACCCGAUGGUGUUCUUCGACAUCGCGGCGGAUAACGAGCCGCUCGGUAGAAUCACCAUCGAGCUGAACGCAGACGUUGUGCCCAAAACAGCAGAGAAUUUCAGAGCGCUUUGUACAGGUGAACAUGAAUUUGGAUACAAAGGCUCCAUCUUCCACAGAGUGAUUCCACAGUUCAUGUGUCAGGGAGGAGAUUUUACAAACCACAAUGGAACUGGAGGAAAAUCCAUCUACGGACCGAGAUUUCCUGAUGAGAACUUUAAACUGAAACACACAGGACCAGGCGUUCUGUCUAUGGCUAACGCUGGACCCAACACAAAUGGAUCCCAGUUCUUCAUAUGCACCGCUAAAACAGAGUGGUUGGAUGGACGGCACGUGGUGUUCGGCAGCAUUAAAGGAGGGAUGGAUGUGGUGAAGAAGGUUGAAGCGUUGGGUUCUCAAUCUGGCAGAACCGCCAAGAGAAUCAGCAUCACAGACUGCGGAGAACUCAAGUAGAGCGUCGAGAGAACGAGUCGAGUUUCUACUGUCCCGCUGAAGAUUUACAGACUAACGAGUGUUCGAAAGGGCCAAAAGCUCCAUAAUGUGAAAUUUAGACACUUUUGGGUUAAAGGGAAAAGUGCACACAAAAAUGAACAUUAUUUACUCACCCUCAUGUCGUUCCAAACCCGCGUGCUUUUAUUGUUUAAGGACAACACAGAAAAGGAUUAUGUAAUUAAGGAUUUUCGAUUCUAAGUAUUCGCGACAGCUUUGUUUCAGAAGUACGCUUUUGUGUUGCACGAGGUUUCCAACGACGUUAGGGUGAGUAAAUAACAACUGACUUCUCAUUCACAGAUCCCCUGCAAUAAUUUGUGUGUUGGGGGUUAAAUCGCGUUUACUCUGGACUGAGAACUUGACGCCUCUGUCGUUCUCAUUAUGUGUUACGAUGAGCAGAGAGGUUCUGUAUUCAUCACACGAGUUUAAAGUAUUAAAACCAAGAGCAAUAAGCAAUGCUGUCUUAGUAGUUUAUUUACAAUCUAACCGUCCCGGAGCAGAGCAUAGAACA
Molecule: messenger RNA, 1213 nt
Organism: Xyrauchen texanus (razorback sucker)
Lineage: Eukaryota; Metazoa; Chordata; Actinopteri; Cypriniformes; Catostomidae
Product: peptidyl-prolyl cis-trans isomerase-like
Exons: 6
Coding region: 88-666 (192 amino acids)
Biological process (GO): cellular response to hydrogen peroxide; protein folding; protein peptidyl-prolyl isomerization
Cellular component (GO): mitochondrion
Molecular function (GO): peptidyl-prolyl cis-trans isomerase activity
Source: RefSeq, a predicted model, not a curated record